AUGGCAUCCGGGUGCCAAUAUUCCAGCGUGAACAAUCCGCCGGAAUCUGACGAGCAUCACGAACAAUAUGAACUAGAACAAGCAAUUGAAUCUUGGCAGAGAGCUCGAAUCUCGGGAGUCGACGAUUCAGAAGACCCCGGGACCACUACUCCAGCGAUCCAGCCCGCGUACGGUGAUGGCCCCGCUGAGAUUCCACAACAUCCAGAUGCCUCAAACACUUCCACUGCAGAGUCUACAAGGCUCAAGGAUGGCCACAAGCCACUGUCCGUGAAACGAAAGAACCCCUUCGACUCGGGAGGAUCUUGGGUAUGGGAGAUUGCAAGCGAAACAGUCAGCAUUGUUUGCCUUGCGCUUCUGAUCGUUUUCCUUGUGUGGGUGGACGGAUCUUCAUACACUAAAUGGCAAUAUCAUAUAUCUCCCAACUCCAUCGUCUCCAUAAUGGCCACCAUCGCCAGGGCCGCUUUACUCGUUCCGGUCUCCGCUUGCAUUGGUCAGCUCAAGUGGGUUCACAGCAGCACUUCAAGGGAGCUUUAUCGGCUGCAAACGCUCGAUGAAGCAAGUCGAGGUCCUUGGGGGUCGUUGGGCUUGCUCGUGACGACUAAACCGAGCUUAGCAUCCGUAGGGUCUAUUCUCAUGGUUCUAGCCCUUGCAAUCGACCCCUUUGCGCAGCAGAUUCUGAGCUUUCCACUGCGGGAAGUUCCCGACCUGUCGAUCAUUUCCUACAUCCCAAGAACACAAGAGUACAAGAUGGAACAUGCGUCGCCGAUGUAUCUGGGAGAUAAGAAGCAGAAGAUAGCUUUCUCACUCUCCCUUUCUACACAGUUGGCUAUCCUGAAGGGUGCUUUUCAGGAAGGCGGCGGUGUCCAGCCGUCGUGCCCUACUGGAAACUGCACAUUCCCCAACUUCUUCACGAUGGGCUUUUGCAGCAAAUGUGAAGAUGUUUCGAAUCAAGCUAAUCAGUCAUGUCCAACAUACAAGGGGAGCGAGAAUGAAUUAGGUUUAGCUCCUCCGAACCCACUCAACAAUAGCAUUCAACUCAACCUCAUGAACGAGGGACGCGAGAACAUCAACAAAACCUUCGCCUCGAUAGCAACCAGCCUCUCAGAUAACAUCCGCUUUUCGAAUAAGAAGGUGGAUCAUGUCAACGGAACGACAUACCAUGUGGAGACUUACAUCCACGUGCGAUGGCAAUGGGUGAUUCUCCCCUUGAUCACGACAGCAGGAUCAGGCCUGUUACUUGCCAUCACAGCCUUGGCCAGCAGAAAACAAGAUCUUGUGCUGUGGAAAAGCUCCAUCCUGCCUCUAGUCAUGGGCCAGCUGCACACGAAUCCAGAACGGGACGCGAAUUGCUUUCGAGACGUUGACGAGACGAGGCGCUUUGCCAAGGACGUGAAGGUCGUCGUGGCUCAAAACGAUGAAUCUAUCAUAUUUACAGAGCAAUAG
Molecule: messenger RNA, 1443 nt
Organism: Aspergillus steynii IBT 23096
Lineage: Eukaryota; Fungi; Ascomycota; Eurotiomycetes; Eurotiales; Aspergillaceae
Product: DUF3176 domain-containing protein
Exons: 2
Coding region: 1-1443 (480 amino acids)
Source: RefSeq, a predicted model, not a curated record